AUCGUCAUGUAAAGAGAAGAAGAAACUUUUGAAUUUUACGAGUUGCAUUGGAUCUCUUUUGCCAUUUCCAAAAUAUUCCAAUCCUGCCGUUCAGUCACUUGCAUGUGGUUGUCGAAUUAGGCAGAACACGAGGUGGAUUGGAUAUAUAUUUCCCCUGUCAUCACGUCACAGUGUCGCACGUUAGUUGUCCCAUUCCAGGAGGAUAUUAUAAAAUUUGUUUCAUCUCCAUGUGCAAAUGAUCAAAUCCAUCAACGCUACAGCAGAGAUACGCGGCGGCCACCAGUGUGUCAUCAUCGUUAUUAGUGGAAGAGUUUUAAAGUUUUUUCCCUCUGUAAAUCACAACCCCGUCAAAGUGUGCCUAUAAUUCUGUGUUAAAUCGUAAAAGUUUAGUUGUUAGCAAACAUGCAUUUAAUCCGGGUGUGUUUUAUACAUACGUUGUAUUUUUUGUAAAUUUUUUUUUCUCAAAAGUUUUCUGUAAUCUCGCAAUUGAGAUCUCAUAAAAGUGAAAAUAUUAUAUUAUUCUCCAUAUUAAACCGUGUUCUUAAAGAAAAAUCCUUGCCAGUAUAUAUAAGAAAAAUCAAGUGCAAAUUCAAAUUCGCCAUUAUUAUAAAUAUCACAAAUUAUGGACCAGUUAAUCCUCCUGCCAUCCAUACUUCUUCACGAAAAUAACCAAUUAGUCCAAGACGACCUGGCUGCAUUGUCGUGGCCCGGGUGUGGUUCCAGUUUUGGAGGGGGACGCUCCUCCUUUUGCGGAAGCAGAGUCACUUUCACUGCCAAUGGCACUUUUUACGUUUGUGUACAAAAUGAUGGGAUGAGCGAUCAAGCGACGAGUCAAGGCCAAAGGGGGGUCGCUGGUGCUGGCGUUAACGGCGGUGGGAGUAGACCUUCCUCCGCCACAGCGCGUGAACGGCACGAAAGAAUUCAUUUACUCAAAGAGAAGCAAGACCAUGAUCGGCUCAAGAAAUUAGAAGAACUCAAGGAGCAGGCCUUCGCCGCCUCUCGCCUCCGAGAUGAGCAGGAUUCUCGCCGUAAAAAGCAUUUCGAAGAGCUCGUGAAGAAAGAGGACGAGCGUCGGAGACAGGCUGAAGAGCGUCGCAGGAUGUUGGACGAGGAGAGAAAGUUGACCUUGCAGGCGAAAUGGGAAUCCAAGUCGACGAAACCUUGUCCUCGAGCUCAGAGUGCGAAACCUGCACCGGUUUUUGCCUUUGGUUCUUGUACCCCACGUCUCAUAGACAAUCAAGUGGAUGGAAGCCUGUGGAAGUCACAGUAUAAUUUAAACGUUACGAGGGCACCGGGAAUGAGGGCCAGCUCAGCCACGGAUUUACAUUUACAACAGAACGAAAUUCGUAUGAGUACAAGCUACUCGUGGAACCAGCAAAAUCCGAAUCCAGACAAUCCACUGGUGUAUCAUCGUAACAGAAUUGAUGGUGUUGGUGGUGGGAGUCGUCUUACCAAGUCGAGAAGCAAUUACGAAGGAGCGGAUGCAAUGCGAGUGUUUUGUGGCCGUCGUCGUACCGAUUUAACCCCUACGAUCCCCAUCAAACGUGAAGUUUACGACAUGUCCGCUUCGAUGAUGUCGACACGUUCCACAACGUCCAGCCGUGGUGGUGGCUCAGGUAGGGUGUUUUAUAGCUCAGUGUCUAUGACGAGAUUGGACAGAUCGCGGUCUCCCGGGUGUGGCAACCUCGCCAUCUCCGCCCAGCACCAGCAUCAAGGUCAAAGACCAUCACGGUCAAAGAGUACGACUCACUUGGCUUCAACGGGAUUAAAAAUGACUAGAACGGAAAUUUUGAGACAGGCUUUGGCUCAGAAAAAGGAUAAGGAUGGUGGAUUCCGCUCCGUUGAUCAAUCCCGUCCCCCAUCUUCCAUGAGCUCAUCAAUCAUGACUUCCUCCACACAUUCACAAGUUCCCAUGAGACCGAGAAAUAUGACGUCGAGAAAGAGUCGUCCCGCUUCAGUCCAUGUCACUGGAAUUACUCAGCAGGAAAACACCAACAACAACAAUGGAGAUCACAGAGUUCUCCCCCCAUCUUCUUCUCGACGAAGGAUGGAUGCUUCACAGGAGAGAAAGACGACAAGUUCUACUCCAACCGCACCUCCACCCGCUGAGAAAAAGAAACCAGAGCCGAGGAAAAUAUUAUCUGGGAAGAUUAGUCCAAGCCCAUCGACACCUUCUCGGAAUAAUAACCAACAACAACUUCCUGGUGAAACUGGGACGAUGAAGCGACCGAUUAAGAGGACGCCAAGUGCUCCCAAGGAAAAGCCAACGGCGGCAGCGGCGGCGGAAGUUAAGAAAGUAGAAAAACAGGAAGAACCGGCAGUCGCAGCAGUCGGUGCAUUUGCGGAUACGAAUCCAUUUUCUGCUAACAACAAUCCAUUCUCAGAAUCGGCGAAAGAAAUUAAUACUGUGAAUGAGAACGAGUUGGUCAAUACUGUGCCCGUUGGUCAUGUAGAAUUAAAUAAUAGUAAGAAUUAUGUCGAAUCCAUGAAUGGAAAUAGAAAAGUGAUAGAAAAUUUUGAAAGCAUCGAAUCUGCUUUCGCUUCCGGAUCGGAUUAUUCCUCCAAAACGCCAGAGCCGAACCCAGUCAAUGGUCAAGAGGAGAUUCAAGUAUCAGCGAUGGAUGAUUUAUUGGGAAGUGAAUUAGAUUUCACUGCUACAACAAACAAUGUCUUACUAGUCGCUGAAGUUAAUAACAAGUCUGUAUCUCCUACCCCUCUCGACACGGAGGAUUCUUCAAAGCCAAAGAUUAUGACGGAAGAGCAAGCAAAGGCUGCAAUCGCGGAAAAGAGGAAACUCGCCAGAGAAGCGGUCGAGAGGGAGGCGGCAUUGAAACUUGAGGAGCAGAGAUUAGAAGAAGAACGCCAGAGAUUAGAAGCCGAAGAAGCCGACCGUUUCGCCCGCGAGUCACGCGCCGCUGAAGAGGAACGACUCAGAAUAGCGAUCGAAGAGCAGCAAAAGAGGGAGGAAGAGGAGCGACAACGUCAAAUUGAAGACGAAAAGGCUCGUAUAGAGAAAGAGAAGCAAGAGCGAGAGGCUGCGCGUGAAGCAGAAAAAGUUCGCCUGGAGAUGGAGGAAAGGCUGAAGAGGGAGGAGGAGGAGAGGUUAGAGAGACGUAAAAGGGUCGAGGCUAUUAUGGCUAGAACGAGAAAAAAGGAACAAGAACAGCAACAACAGCAGGCGAAGACCAAUUCCGCUGAAGCGAAACAAGGGAUCGAAACAACGCCUGUCAAUGGACACAAAGAUAAUAAUGGAUUAUUGGGAGACGUGCAAUCAUCGAAUAAUUCCAUAAAUAACAAUUACAACAACAAUAACGAUUUUGGAAACAAUUCCACACUGAUCGAGUUUGAUGGAAUGAAUGGAGAGGGAGGACUGGGAGGUGGGCAAGAGUCAAAUAACUUAUUGGGAGAUUCCAACACUGGAUUAUUAUCUAAUUCAACUACAACAUCUAAUCCAUUAAUUAAUAAUCCGUUACAAGACCUGCUUUCGUGAUCACCUUGUCUAUUCUACUCUCCAAAAAAAUAUAGCUAAUUAAAUACUUUUUUUGCAAUCAAGUCCGUUCGACGAAGGAAAAAAAUGAGAAAAUGCGUCGCCACACAUAAAUCAAAAAUUGGAAGAAAUAUAAUGACAAAUUCACCAUCAUCACUUGGAUUGUACGACGGCACUGACUUUAUUAUAUUUAUUAAGGAGAUUUAAUUAGUAAAAAAAAUAAUUAGUUUCGCUAUCUGCAAUUUGUUAUUUGUUGUUGAGGUUGUAGUAGCCACGCCACGAUUAUUCUUCACCGCAUUAAUAUUAUAUCUAUAUAUUAGAUUAUAUAUCGUAAUUGUUAUCAUGCAACACCAUUUUAUCAAGUCUGAAGUUGUUAAUUGUUCUAGACAUUCGAGGAAAAUAUGGAAAAUAUGAAAAGAAUUCACAUUUGGGGAGAAUAAAAAUUGUGAGAAGAAAUAUUGCCCAGAAAA
Molecule: messenger RNA, 3957 nt
Organism: Folsomia candida
Lineage: Eukaryota; Metazoa; Arthropoda; Collembola; Entomobryomorpha; Isotomidae
Product: MAP7 domain-containing protein 1
Exons: 11
Coding region: 623-3490 (955 amino acids)
Biological process (GO): microtubule cytoskeleton organization
Cellular component (GO): microtubule cytoskeleton
Source: RefSeq, a predicted model, not a curated record